AUGUCGUGUCCCAACUGCUUCACGGGAGAGCUGCUCGAUGGCGAGCCAACGGGAAAGACCUCUGAGGUAGAUGGCGCUGCGUAUUUCGCGCCAGGUCCAGAAAACGCGACCUCCAAGCGCGCCAUCAUCUUGCUCACCGAUAUAUUUGGACUCCCGCUCAAGAACUCCAAAAUACUCGCAGACAACUUUGCUAAAUGCCUCGAAUGCGACGUCUACGUUCCCGACCUCUUCGCUGGCCACCCACCGGUGACCGUCCAGCAGCUAUCCGCGCUGCCAGAGAAAGCUGGCGUGAAGCUUGGCGUUGGAAAAAUCGCCCAAAUCGUGUGGAAAGUGCUGCCCAGCAUCCCCGCCAUGAUUCGCAACAAACCGUCGGCCGGUGCUGCCCGUGCCCUUACCGCAAGUGACGUCUCCCAUCAGACCAAGCAUUAUGAGAAGCUCGGUGCCGUAGGCUACUGCUAUGGUGGCGGCGUCGCUGUCCUAUUAGGCUCCCAACAUCCAGAUCUUCUCAGCAGCAUUGUCCUUGCCCAUCCGUCAAAUCCUACUGACGCCAACGCUAGCGAUUUGGUUGUGACUGCAGGAACUACCACUGCUGACAUUCCCUUAGAGGAUAUGGGAAUCAAACCCGCUCGUCUCGAGCAGCUCAAUGCACUGUAUAAAGGUCGAGAGGGCAAGGACAACUUUGUCGAAUACGAGUUUACUGUCUAUCCCGGCACUGCUCAUGGGUUUGCUGCUCGGCCCGCUCUGAAGUUCCCAGAAGUCAAGGAAGGGUUCGAAAAGGCCUUCCAACAGACAGUGGGCUGGUUCAAUAAGACAAUUCCCCAUGAUACCCUUGUUUUCGGUGAUCAACACGACGAGCGCGACAACACUCGGCGGUGCUAUGACUAUUAA
Molecule: messenger RNA, 888 nt
Organism: Mycena indigotica
Lineage: Eukaryota; Fungi; Basidiomycota; Agaricomycetes; Agaricales; Mycenaceae
Product: DLH domain-containing protein
Exons: 8
Coding region: 1-888 (295 amino acids)
Molecular function (GO): hydrolase activity
Source: RefSeq, a predicted model, not a curated record